Messenger RNA from Salmo salar (Atlantic salmon), 1495 nucleotides. RefSeq names its product programmed cell death protein 6. Gene Ontology annotation, molecular function: calcium ion binding. NCBI's taxonomy places the organism in Eukaryota, Metazoa, Chordata, Actinopteri, Salmoniformes, Salmonidae. The record is from RefSeq and is a predicted model, not a curated record.
AAUAACGUGAUUUAGAAUUUCACACAAGAAAGCUUUUGGUAAAUAAAGACCAAUCAAAACGUGUGGAAGUGGGAAACUCUUUUCACGCCACUUCGAUACCGAAGUGACUUUUUGUUACUCUCAUAAGCUGCUACAAAAAAUCACUUUGUAUUGAAGUGAAAAGAGUGUGUGAAAGUGGAGUCAUUUUCGAGUCAUCCACUAAGGAGGCAGCCCUAUGACGUUUCCACAGUUUCUUACGGGAAGUGGUGAGUGAGAUGCCACGCCUCUGCGCGAAGAAUGUCAGUGUCAGAUUGAAACGAGUACAGGGUACACACAUUUUUCAUAACACCAAUUAUAAAGCUUUAAAAAUGGCAUAUCAUACAGGUAGUCCGUAUAGAGGACAACCUCAACAACAACAACAACAACAAUACAACAACGCAGCGCCAGCGCCGGAUCAAGGUUUUCUUUGGAAUAUAUUUCAGAGAGUGGACAAGGACAGGAGCUGUGUGAUAUCAGACACAGAGCUCCAGCAGGCCUUAUCGAACGGUACAUGGACACCUUUCAACCCAGUGACAGUCCGAUCAAUCAUAUCCAUGUUUGACAGGGAGAACAAAGGAGGGGUGAACUUCAACGAGUUUGCCGGAGUGUGGAAGUACAUCACGGACUGGCAGAACAUCUUCCGCACCUACGACAGAGACAACUCGGGCUUCAUCGACAAGAACGAGCUUAAGCAAGCACUGACUGGAUUCGGUGAGCAAAGGUAUCGCCUCUCAGACCAGUUCUACAAUACUCUCAUAGAGAAGUUUGACAGGCAGAGGAAGGGACAAGUGGCCUUUGAUGACUUCAUCCAGUGUUGUAUUGUUCUACAGAGGUUGACCGACGUGUUCAGGAGGUACGACACAGACCAAGACGGCUGGAUCCAGGUUUCCUAUGAACAGUAUCUAUCCAUGGUUUUCAACGUUGUAUAGUAGAUCCAACAGCACAACUGGACACAACUGUGCCAAAGCCAAAUCCUUCCCACCUCCACGUGUCUUCCUUGAUCAAGAUGACUGGGACUCUGGGAUAGGAUAUAAAGACAUUAUGUUCUGUCUGUCAUUGUUCAUAAUGUUUGUUUAAUGUCUGAAUCUUAUCUUAAUAAUGAAUAUCUGUGUUUAAGGUAAACCUGCAUUGUACAUAUCAUUUAGGACAAAUAAUUGCAUGCUUCUGUGGGACUUUUGCCAAUGUUCAAAGCAUACACUCUUAAUCUCAGAUCUAUUUUGCUGAAGUCAUGUUUACAAAUACUGUGAAAGCAGGUUAUGGUUGGGCACAAAGCCUGCUUUUAGAUUCACUGACAUGCCAGCUAACGCCAUAUUUGUAAAGACAUAUUUUUAACCAGCAAAUCUAUAAAAAAGUUAGCCUGUUUAUUAUUUUAGGGAGAAGAAGAGUACGCUUUUGUAUCGUUUAUUUUUUUGUGUGCAUGAUGCCUUAAACUGUAUAAAUGCAAGAGGAACCUCUUUUAUUAAAAAAAGAAACCUGA